Messenger RNA from Penicillium lagena, 2049 nucleotides. RefSeq names its product Zn(II)2Cys6 transcription factor domain-containing protein. Gene Ontology annotation, molecular function: zinc ion binding; transmembrane transporter activity; transcription cis-regulatory region binding. The transcript is spliced from 8 exons. Gene Ontology annotation, biological process: transmembrane transport; positive regulation of transcription by RNA polymerase II. Bases 1 to 2049 code for a protein of 682 amino acids. Lineage: Eukaryota; Fungi; Ascomycota; Eurotiomycetes; Eurotiales; Aspergillaceae. The record is from RefSeq and is a predicted model, not a curated record. Gene Ontology annotation, cellular component: nucleus; membrane.
AUGCACGGGGCUAUCGUCUUCACCUUUCUCUUUCAUUUUAGCCAUGCCCUUGGAUUCGCUGGAAUCCCUUUCCUCUAUGCCACGGAGAUCGCGCCCUCAAACCUGCGUACGGCCAUCAACGGUAUCAGCGUCGGCACGUUCUGGGCUUUUACCGUUCUGAUCGCCGAAGUCACUCCCCGAGCACUCGAGACGAUCGGAUGGCGUUACUUCAUCUUCUUCGCUGGGUUUAACGUUUGCAUGAUCCCUCUCAUCUACUUUCUGUUUCCAGAGACCGCCGGCCGCAGUCUCGAAGAGAUGGAUGAGAUUUUCACCAAGUCCAAGAAUGUCAUGGACCCUGUUCGAGUGGCGAGAAGCCUUCGACGCCGACGAUUGGAAGAUUUGCCAGUCCAGAAAGGUGAUUUCUGGUCCGAACAAGCAGAUUAUAGUGAUCCGUGCCGACUGCUGCACCACAAGUGUAAGGACUGCUGGCCCCCUUCAGGCACAAGAUUUGUCUUACCAAACCUUGCAGGCGACGCGAAGCAGCCGCAAUGCAGUCGAUGUAUUCGGGCUGGUCGGGCAUGCGUGAGAGGGAACCGUGAGACCCAAUUUCGUCAGGCCAAAGGCCGAGAUUCACGCACUCGGUUUCCACGCAACCAAGUUUGGCUGCGACCGCCACCACGAGUGGAUUUUGUACUCGAGUCAGGCAAUGGGGAGUCUGAUGCCUUGGUCGAAAGCGCAGUGGCGGGCGCGGUGGUAAGCAGUGAGGACCAGGCACAUCCCGACACCAAUUCUGGUCAUGUCUCGAAUAGAAAAUCCUAUUCCACAACAAGAUUGCCGGCCUUAUCAGAAGAAUUUGAUGCGGUUAUCCGGAAACCGGAUGCGAAUGGGAUCCGACAACUCUCUAGUCGCCAGGUGUCUGAGAACAGGGCCGUCCGCUCCAAGGAACGAUCCUGGCCUCUGAGAGACGCCGAGGAAGCCGAUCUCUUGCUGCAUUUCUGUCGGUAUCCUCUUCUAACGGCCUCCCAGUUUGAUUGCACAGAUUAUCAACGGCAUUUUGCUCUUCACAUUCCUUAUCGAGCGCGACAUUGCGAGACGCUAUUCAAUGCAAUUCUGGCAAUGUCAGCAAGACAUCUGAGUCGCACCGCAUCUUUUGACCCAUUUGUUUCAGAUCAUUACUUUCAUUUGUGCCUGGAAAAGCUCAUCCCGGCGCUUAAUGACCAUGAAGUUACCAUGGAUGAUGAUUUACUGGCUGCCACAGUCAUUUUAAGACUGUUAGAAGAGUAUGAUGCUCCCUUGGCGGGUUCGGACCUUCGAGGCCAUUCGUUUGGAACCAAGGCCUUCAUUCAAGGCCCGCCAACAACGGCAACGACAACGCCACGCCUACGACAAGCCGUAUACUGGAGUGGCUUACGCCAAGAAAUUUAUAAUUCGCUCAGCCUUCAACAAGCACCAGAUGUUGAUAUCAGUUCCCUUCAUUCUCAAUUUAGCUGGCUCGGUCAAGACGUCGACGAUUGCACAUGGGCAAACCAAGCCAUUGCACACUGCACCGAUGUCUUGAUGUUCUCAUUUGGCGAUGGCCCGCGUUCGGCCGCUGUUCAUUCCGAGCUGCAGGCAAAAAACCAAGAAUGGUCGGAUAUGCGCCCAGACUCCUUUGACCCGUUUUUCAUCGACAGCGAUGAGGUGGAGGUUGGAACCGCAUUUCCUGAUAUUCGGUUUCAUUCUGCUUGGCAUGCAAUUGGGAAUCAGUAUAACCAUCUUGCUCGGAUAUUGCUGAAUGUGCACGACCCUAAUCUUCCCACGAUUGGGCCACUGCGAAAACGCUUUAUUCAAAAGGCCGAUAACAUGAUUCGAAAGGGGGUAUGGACUGUAUGCGGCAUCGGACUGUCCAACGCUUCUGUUCCUCCGGCCAUGGUCGUCGGAUGCAUGGCGAUCCAUAUCUGUGGCGAUCGUUUUACGGAUCAUCAGCAGCAAGACUUGUUGGUUCAGGUCCUUGUCCAAACGGAGGCAGUGCACGGCUGGCCAACUCGUGCCCUUCAGCGACAGCUCCGGGACACCUGGGGUCUACCCUGA